Messenger RNA from Gongylonema pulchrum, 369 nucleotides. Lineage: Eukaryota; Metazoa; Nematoda; Chromadorea; Rhabditida; Gongylonematidae. The record is from the annotation of a GenBank genome assembly.
AUGAAGGACAUCGUAAUGACGAAGUGGAAGAAGGUUGACCCGGGGUUCCUGAAUAGCCUCAGGGCUGCACAGGAUCUCAUCAGCAACGCAAUACAUCAGAAUAGCGACGAGGAUGCUGUGGAACAUGAGGGAGAAGGAGCUGAUGAUCCAGAAGGCGACUGCACCGCCUCGCAUCACGCAAAGCUUAAUCAAGCAGCACUGCGAGAAAUACGAGAUUUGGAGGCUAAGCGCGCAUUGAUUGAGGCAAUGGUAGAUCGUAUUACCCAGCAGAAGGCAGAAAUGGAUAAGAAAAACCCGGCCUCGUGUACAGUAGAUGGUGAAAUGGAUGGCGGUCUUCGAUUGCCCCUUCCCGUUGUGGUCUUUGCCUGA